This is a messenger RNA of Impatiens glandulifera, 1040 nucleotides long. RefSeq names its product probable carbohydrate esterase At4g34215. The record is from RefSeq and is a predicted model, not a curated record. Lineage: Eukaryota; Viridiplantae; Streptophyta; Magnoliopsida; Ericales; Balsaminaceae. Bases 79 to 1005 code for a protein of 308 amino acids. The transcript is spliced from 2 exons.
AAAAGGUUUUCCAUCUCUCUCUCCUCUCAGUUGCUGCAAUUCGCCGCAAACGCAGAACAGAGAUCAAGUAAAUCGCAGAUGAAGAAAAAGAAGAUGGUAAAGAAUGUUUUUUUCUUCAUAAUUCUCUUCAAUCUCUACACAAAUCUAAUCGCCAUCUCCAAUUCACCAAUAAACAUAUUCAUCCUCGCCGGUCAAAGCAACAUGGCCGGUCGCGGCGGCGUAAUCGCCAAUAUUUGGGACGGAAUCAUACCAAUCGAAUCAUCUCCAAACCCAUCAAUCUACCGGUUCAACGCCGGUCUAGAAUGGGAACAAGCAAACGAACCGUUACAUUGGGAUAUUGAUAUUAGAAACAACAAAACAUGUGGAAUUGGACCGGGGUUAGCUUUCGCCAAUUCAAUUUUAAGCCGGAACCCUAAUUUGGAAACGGUCGGAUUAGUUCCAUGUGCCGUUGGAGGAACUAAUAUUAGUCAAUGGGAAAAAGGGUCGUUUCUUUAUAAUCAGAUGAUUAGAAGAACGCUGGCGGCGGCGGCGGCGGCUGGCGGUGGAGCGAUUCGUGGCGUUUUGUGGUAUCAAGGAGAGAGUGAUACUAAAGAGAAGAAAGAUUCGGAAUUGUAUAAAGGGAAAUUGAAGAUGUUUUUCAUUAAUUUGCGUUCAGAUUUGCAGAACCCAUUCUUGCCCAUUAUUCAGGUGGCAUUAGCAUCUGGGGAAGGGCAUUAUGUGAAAGAAAUAAGAGAGGCCCAAUUUUCUGUUGGAUCAGAACUGGCAAACAUAAGAAUUGUUGAUGCAAAAGGACUACCUUUAAAUCCAGAUGGGCUUCAUCUCAGUACCCAGGCCCAAGUUCGUUUGGGUGAAAUGUUGGCCCAAUCAUUUCUUAAUGAUUUACCCUUGGCUAGUCCAAUUCUGAUUUCGAGUGCUUUAACUAAAUCAAUUGACUUUUUUCUUUUAUCGAUUUCUUUGUGCAUUUUAGAGCCAAGUUAUUUCCAAUGCGCAAGAUUUUGGGCUUAAUUCAUCACUAUUAUUACCAAACUGACAUUACAUUU